This is a messenger RNA of Eleginops maclovinus (Patagonian blennie), 1097 nucleotides long. RefSeq names its product 15-hydroxyprostaglandin dehydrogenase [NAD(+)]-like. The transcript is spliced from 7 exons. The record is from RefSeq and is a predicted model, not a curated record. Gene Ontology annotation, molecular function: oxidoreductase activity, acting on the CH-OH group of donors, NAD or NADP as acceptor. Bases 95 to 868 code for a protein of 257 amino acids. NCBI's taxonomy places the organism in Eukaryota, Metazoa, Chordata, Actinopteri, Perciformes, Eleginopidae. Gene Ontology annotation, cellular component: cytoplasm.
UCACUUUAAAUCCUGGUCUCUUUGGUUUCCUCAGUCUUUUCGUUUCAGGGAGCCUUCAGCUGAGAGCCUCCUGGUUUCUGACUGAGCAGCUGAAAUGGCAGUAGACGGUAAAAUCGCAAUAGUGACUGGAGCAGCUAUGGGAAUAGGAAAAGCAAUAACGGAGAUAUUCCUGGAAAACGGUGCCAAGGUUGUCCUUCUGGAUGUGAAUGAAACAGCUGGAAAGAGUUUAAUCGAGGUCCUUGACAAACAAUAUGGGCAAGACAGAACUUUGUUCCUGAACUGUAAUGUGGAAUCAGAAGAGCAGAUCAAAGCUGCUUUGCAGAAAACAGCAGAAACCUUUGGUGGGAUAGACAUCGUGUGCAACAACGCUGGCCUGCUGAAUGAGCAAAUGUGGGAGAAAACUGUCGCUAUAAACCUUAUGGGUGUUAUCAGGAUGAGUUACCUGGCUCUGGAGCACAUGAGCAAGGUGAAUGGAGGUCAGGGCGGGGUCAUCGUCAACGUUGCAUCUUUGGCAGGUCUGGGUCCUCUAAUAAGCUGUCCGGUCUAUACAGCCACCAAACAUGGAGUGGUCGGCUUCACUCGAGCCAUGGCGGCUGCCUCUACCGCUUCAGGUUAUGGCAUACGGUUCAACGCGCUUUGCCCAAGUUUUGUCCAAACUGAUCUCUUCGUCAAUACUGCAUCACGUCUUGGGCAAUUCUCCCACCUGGCUGAUGCAGCUAAACAGAUUGAAGACAAGUUUGGGGUAUUAAAUACGUCUGAGGUUGCAGAGUGCGUCCUGGAGCUGGUGAAAGACGAGACGAAGAAUGGAGAGGCCUUGAUGUUGAUUCCUAAAGGGAAACAAUACAUAACUUUUCCAUCAUUCAGUUAGAGGCUCUCUAAAAUUAAAUCCACAACACCAGCAUUGGCAGGUAUUGUAGUAUAACUAAAUGCCUCAAGUGCCUUUGUUUACAACUACAUCAGACAAAUUUGAUCUGAAAUGUGCUAAUAUUGUCGAAAAUGUACAGGGGAAGUCUAAGCUGUCCACUGUUGCCUCUUCUUCUUCUUUCAUGAAUUUUUCUAGUACUUUAGGUAAUGCUGAAAUAAAAUAUCGUAUUUUU